Messenger RNA from Pteropus alecto (black flying fox), 852 nucleotides. It is a transcript of the gene PDGFA, whose product is annotated as platelet derived growth factor subunit A. The coding region runs from base 1 to 576 and encodes 191 amino acids. NCBI's taxonomy places the organism in Eukaryota, Metazoa, Chordata, Mammalia, Chiroptera, Pteropodidae. Gene Ontology annotation, molecular function: platelet-derived growth factor receptor binding; growth factor activity. Gene Ontology annotation, cellular component: membrane. The transcript is spliced from 6 exons. The record is from RefSeq and is a predicted model, not a curated record. Gene Ontology annotation, biological process: positive regulation of cell migration; positive regulation of phosphatidylinositol 3-kinase/protein kinase B signal transduction; positive regulation of ERK1 and ERK2 cascade.
AUGAGGAACACGCCGCGUGUGGCACUGAAAGUUCAGCCGCAUAGAGGGCGCCGGCGCUCCGGCCAGGUGUGCCUGCCCCGCGGCCUGCCCUCCAGCCCGGGCGAGGACGAGAGCCGGCCCAGGCCGUGGGCGCAGAGCCCUGGCGGGGCCGAGGACGCUCUGGGAAGCAGCCUGAGAGCCCACGGCGGCCGUGCCACCAAGCACACACCUGAGAAGCGGCUCGGGCCCGUUCGGAGGAAAAGAAGCAUCGAGGAGGCCGUCCCUGCCGUCUGCAAGACCAGGACGGUCAUCUACGAGAUACCUCGGAGCCAGGUCGACCCCACGUCUGCCAACUUCCUGAUCUGGCCGCCGUGCGUGGAGGUGAGGCGCUGCACCGGCUGCUGUAACACCAGCAGCGUCAAGUGCCAGCCGUCCCGCGUGCAGCACCGGAGCGUCAAGGUGGCCAAGGUGGAGUACGUGAGGAAGAAGCCGAAGCUGAAGGAAGUGCAGGUGAGGCUGGAAGAGCACCUGGAGUGCGCGUGCGCGGCCGCCAGCCCGGGCCCGGGCCACCGCGAGGAGGAGACGGAUGUGAGGUGAGGACAAGCGGGUAGCCCUCUCCCGGGACACGGCGCACGUGGCGUGUUACAUUCCUGAACCUACUAUGUACGGUGCUCACUGCCGGCGUGCGGUCUUUGUCCUCCUCUGUGGAACACUGUCUCCGUGGGCACUCUGGGGAACAGAGACACUACACGUCGUCUGAGGCGACCUCGAGCGAGUGUUGUGGCGCUCGGCGGGACAGCGACCGGCUUCCUGGUUGGACAGAGCCACGCCGCGGCCACACGGACUCUCGGACGGACGCCGGAGCGGCUGCGG